This is a messenger RNA of Drosophila pseudoobscura, 882 nucleotides long. Its product is annotated as 40S ribosomal protein S6-like. Gene Ontology annotation, cellular component: ribosome. Bases 25 to 756 code for a protein of 243 amino acids. The transcript has a single exon. Lineage: Eukaryota; Metazoa; Arthropoda; Insecta; Diptera; Drosophilidae. Gene Ontology annotation, biological process: translation. Gene Ontology annotation, molecular function: structural constituent of ribosome. The record is from RefSeq and is a predicted model, not a curated record.
CAUCAAGAAAAAGCUUAAAUCAAGAUGAAGUUGAACGUUUCGUAUCCGGUGAGAGGCACCCAGAAGCUCUUUGUGGUAAACGACGAGCACUCGUUGCGUAUUUUCUACGACAAGCGCAUGGGCGCUUUGGUUCAUGCCGAUCCCCUUGGCCCCGAGUGGAAGGGCUAUGUGCUGCGCAUCACCGGGGGCAACGACAAUCAGGGCUUCCCCAUGAUGCAGGGCAUUUUGACAUCGGAGCGUGUUCGUCUGCUGCUGAAGGAUGGCCAACCGUGCUAUCGUGCUCGUCGCGAUGGCGAGCGCAGGCGCAAGUCCGUGCGCGGCUGCAUCGUUUACUCGAACAUCUCGGUGCUGGCUUUGGUGGUCGUCUCCAAGGGCGAAAACGACAUUCCCGGACUCACGGACAUUACCCUUCCGCGUCGCAUGGGUCCCAAGCGUGCCAGCAAGAUUCGCAAGUUGUUCAAUCUGUCCAAGGAUGACGAUGUUCGUCGCUAUGUGGUGCGCCGCCAGCUGCCGGCCAAGGAGAACAAGAAGGCCACCUCCAAGGCCCCCAAGAUACAGCGUCUGAUCACGCCCGCCAAGUUGCAGCGCCGGCGCCACUUCAUUGCCGAGCGCAAAACGCGCAAGGCCAAAGAAAAGGCCAUGGCCGUCGAGUAUGCCAAAUUGUUGGCCCUUCGCAAGAAACAAUCGAAGGCUCGCCGCCAGUCGGAGAAGCGUCGUCGUUCGCUCUCCGUACGCCGUUCCUCGGCUUCGGCCUAGACGAGUGGAUCCAUCCCCAUUUAAAAUCUCUUAUGAUCUCUCAACAACCAAAUCAGCUUAAUUUCUCAAAGAAGGAGAACCUUAAAUAAAUGAAAAGUAGUUUGCGUUUGGUGGUUUCACGUUGUA